GAGAAUAUAUUAGUACGGUUUCUUUUUAUCUUAUUGUUCAUCUCUACUUCCAAAAUCAUACCAUUUCUUCAACCUCUCGCGUUUGAUCAGAUUCAGCGAGGUCAUGGGGUCGUGGUUCAGCUCAAACAAAUUCUGUAAAGAAGAGCAGAAUCAGUCGCUUAACGAGGCCAAGAACAUAAUCUCCUCUAAUCCCGUUGUUGUUUUCAGCAAGACUUACUGUGGGUAUUGCUCGAGAGUCAAGGAGUUGCUCACACAGCUUGGAGCUAGUCAUAAGGUCAUUGAAUUGGACCAAAAAAGUGAUGGAGAUGCAAUUCAAUCAGCUUUAGCAGAAUGGACGGGUCAAACCUCGGUGCCUAACGUGUUUAUCGGAGGAAAACACAUCGGUGGUUGCGAUGCGGUCACAAAUAAGCACAGCAGUGGUCAGCUAGUGCCACUUCUUGCUGAUGCUGGUGCCAUCGCCAAUAACUCUGCUCAGCUGUGAACUUUGCUUCACUGCUUCACUACGUAGCAAUGAAGCAAAUGUUUGUUGGUGUCUUCCAGAUUUAAUUUACAAAAACAGGUAUAAAUGUUCAUGUUUUA
Messenger RNA from Cucurbita moschata (crookneck pumpkin), 579 nucleotides. RefSeq names its product glutaredoxin. Gene Ontology annotation, molecular function: glutathione disulfide oxidoreductase activity. The transcript has 4 exons. Gene Ontology annotation, cellular component: cytoplasm. Lineage: Eukaryota; Viridiplantae; Streptophyta; Magnoliopsida; Cucurbitales; Cucurbitaceae. The record is from RefSeq and is a predicted model, not a curated record. Gene Ontology annotation, biological process: cellular response to oxidative stress. Bases 104 to 481 code for a protein of 125 amino acids.